UUAACCUGGAGUCCGGGCCGCCGCCGCCAGCGCCCCGGAGCGCAGAGCUGGGCGCGCCCAUCUCGCCCGCGGUCGGGGCGCUCGGAGGGCUGCCGCGGGGGAACCUCACCCGGAGAAGGGGCGAGGGGCGGCAGCGCACGGGUCCCUGCCACGCGGAAGGCUCCGGCACUGGCCGGCGGGCCGAGCCUGCCAUGGGGGAGGCGCCCAGCCCCGCGCCCGCGCCCGCGCCCGCGCCCGCCCUUUGGGACUGGGGCUACUUGGACCGCUGCUUCGCCCGCCACCGCGUCUGCAUCUCCUUCAGCCUCUGGCUCUGCGCCUCCUCCUGCUGGAUCGCCGCCCACACACUGCUCCUCUAUCUGAGAUGUGCAAAGAAAUGCAGACAGGACCAGUCAGCGCUGUGUGCUGCCUGCUGCCUCCUGGCCAGCCUGUGCGACACGGUCGGGGCGAUUCUGGCCAGACAGCUCACGAUCCAGGUUUUCACUGGUGCCUACCUAGCAGCUGUUGACCUGAUGAACUUUGUGUUCAUUCUCUUCCCAGUCUGCGGCUCCAAGUUCAAGUCUAAUUCGGGUCACGGCUCCCAGGAGAGGAAGGGGAGGCGGCGGCUCAGGGCCAGUGUAUUUGCCUUGACUCUGCCCCUGAGCCUGGGCCCCUGCUGGGCUCUCUGGGCUGCUGUCCCGAAGGCUUCAGGCCUUGUCCCAGGGCCACAGCGGAGGCUGCUGGGAAGCCUGCUGCAGGACAACACUGAAAUGUUUGGCUACCUGCUGGGUGGCUUCGCUGCCUGUGGCUCCUGGGCUUCCCGGAUCGCCCCACUCUCCAGAAUCUGCCGGGGUAAGACGUUUCCCUCCAUCCACCUGUGGACCCGGCUCCUGUCGGCCCUGGCUGGCCUCCUCUACGCCUCAGCCAUUGUGGCCCAUGACCGGAGGCCCGAGUACCUGCUGCGGGCCACACCCUGGUUCCUGACCUCCCUGGGCCGUGCCGCGCUGGACCUCGCCAUCAUUUUCCUUUCCUGGGUGAUGAAAAGCAAGAUGAGGCGGGCCUUGGGAUUUGCCUCUGAAGCCAGAGAGAGCCCCGACACCCAAGCCCUUCUGACCUGCGCAGAGAAAGAGGAAGACAACGAGGAGGCGAGGAAUCACGGGCUGGAAAACCGCUGGUCCCACCAGUGUUUGCAUGUGGAGGGGACAGAGAAUUCAGAUUGGGUGCCUCUCACUACACUGCCGCACUGCAAGCCGCUCAGGACAAUGACAGCCAUCAGUCACUACAUGGAGCUGACCAUCGAGCCGGUGCAACAGGCAGGCUGCAGCGCCACCAGGCUGCCGGGCGACGGACAGAUGAACAUGGGAGACGUGCCCCUGCAGGAGCCCCCCUCGUACCCUCCGAUUCGGGUCAUCCGCGCCCGCGUGUCUUCCAGCAGCUCCUCCGAGGUCCCCUCCAUCAACUCCGACCUUGAGCACAAGUGUUGGGAGGCCCUAAGCUGGAAGCAGCGCGACCCCGAAGAUAUAAACCUUGAAGGGAAUAAAGACAACGUGAAGAUGCUUAGAUCCCAGAUGCAAAGGUGUCCUAUGAGGCCAGUGGACUUGACUUCUGAUGAGUAAUACUUUUUGGAGCCACAUCAACAGCUCAGACCCCAAAGUCAGCUGUCAGGAACUGAGCAGAGAUCAACUAGCAAUGACACCCAUGGCAGGAGUUGAAGCUUCUGCUGGGUCUGCCCAAGAAAGCGUGGAACCAGGAGCUGCCACUGCCCUUGGCUGGUCUCUGUCAUGGCUUGGAAUGGAGCUCAGACUUUGGGUCCUUAUGCACAGACUUGACAUGCCCAGAGUUUGUUCUGAAAAUUUGAAGUUCACAGAGCACUCUUUGUGAAAUAUAAAUCUUCAUCCUCU
Eptesicus fuscus (big brown bat) is the source of this 1877-nucleotide messenger RNA. RefSeq names its product transmembrane protein 44 (gene TMEM44). The record is from RefSeq and is a predicted model, not a curated record. The transcript is spliced from 11 exons. The coding region runs from base 192 to 1592 and encodes 466 amino acids. NCBI's taxonomy places the organism in Eukaryota, Metazoa, Chordata, Mammalia, Chiroptera, Vespertilionidae.